AUGGACGCCGCAACCACCAACCCGCGGGGUAUCCCCGUGUUCCCGUUCAUGACGAACGUGUCGGACUACGUCAAGUCGAUCGACGACGUCGAAUCCACACUGACGCGCUUCCAAGAGAUGGUGUCCAAGUACACAUUCAUGCAGCAGAACGUCGAGCGGCGGGGAGCGGGGCUGCGCGAAAAGCUGCCCGAGAUGAAGCGGACUCUCGAAGUGGUCAAGUUUUUGAAGAAGAAGCGGAAAGACAUUGCCCAUACGCAAGCCAAUGGCGGUGAGGACGAGAGCGAGGACAACGGCUUGGAUGAGGACGAUGACAACAAGAAAUUUACAUCAGACGAGAUCGAGACGACAUUCAGCCUACAAGACACGCUGUACGCGAAGGCCAAAAUCAAGCCGGCCGAGAUCGACGACGUGUACCUGUGGCUCGGCGCGAACGUCAUGGUCGCGUACCCGUUGGACGAGGCGGAGGAGCUGCUGCAGGGCAAGCUGGACAAGGCCAAGGACAGCCUCAAGGCCGCGGAGGAGGAUCUCGAGUUCCUGCGCAUCCAGAUCACCACGCUCGAGGUCGCUGUCGCCAGGGUGCACAAUUGGGAUGUUGCAGAGAAGAGGAGGUUGAAGGCCGAGGGCAAGCUCAAGGACACGGAUGGGAAGGAGGACAAGGAGUAG
Messenger RNA from Exophiala aquamarina CBS 119918, 663 nucleotides. RefSeq lists its product as uncharacterized. NCBI's taxonomy places the organism in Eukaryota, Fungi, Ascomycota, Eurotiomycetes, Chaetothyriales, Herpotrichiellaceae. The record is from RefSeq and is a predicted model, not a curated record. Gene Ontology annotation, biological process: tubulin complex assembly; microtubule-based process; protein folding. Gene Ontology annotation, molecular function: tubulin binding. Gene Ontology annotation, cellular component: cytoplasm; prefoldin complex. Bases 1 to 663 code for a protein of 220 amino acids. The transcript has a single exon.